AUGCCACCAAGAAAUGUACACACCUUGGGAAGUGGUGAUUCAAGAAGAUCUAGUUCAAAUACAUCCAAUGUAUCAAAUCCAACAUUUAGAACAAUAUGGGAUAGUAUUCCACCAGUAACCAGAGCUAUCGUACUGUUAUUAUGUACUGUAACGUCUGCCUAUGUUUUACAACUGGUUCAUUUCGGAUAUCUUAUUUUCCAAUGGAAUGAAACUUUCAGAUAUUUCCAAUUGUGGAGAAUGAUUACAUCAUGUAUGAUUCUUCCAGCACAAGCUAUGCCUGCACUUUUCGAAAUAUAUAAUAUUUUUACUAGAUCAGCUCAACUAGAGAAUGAACACUUUUUUAUUACUAGUAUAGCGAAUCCAUCUAUCGAUUACACAUUCUACAUCUGUUUCUGUAUUCUAUUCAUUGCCAAUAUCAAUGCAUUAGUAUUUGGUACUUCUUCAAAUAUGGUCCUUACAAGUGCAUUUACCUCAUGUUUAACAUUUACUUGGGCAGUAGAUAAUGCCAACACCAAAAUUUUAUUCUAUGGUGUUUUACCGGUAUAUGGGAAAUAUUAUCCAUUAAUUACACUUGCAAUAGCAUUUAUCUUUGGGGAAGGUAAUUUCUUCGUCUCUUUAAUCGGUAUAUUGGUCGGUUAUAUAUUUUUAUGCUUGGAUACUCGGACAUUUGGUCCAAUAUGGGGGUUCAUUACCAAAAAAAGUUCUAGUUAUGGAAGGGCUCCAGGUGGCAAAUUUUGUGCACCACGGUGGUUUGUAUACUUAUACGAAACUAUCUUUAGAAUUGACAAACGCCACAGAUUUGCUGCAACAAUGGUAGCACCAUCCACCUCUAGUGGCUCAAGUAAGUCCGGGUUUAAGGGUAAUGGUUCUAGAUUAGGUGGCACGUCUACUAGCGGGAAUAAGCUUGGCGGUAUCGGUCAAACAAGUACAAAAGACACUAAAGCACCAACUAAUGCCACCUCAUCGGGUCUCAGCACAACAAGUGCUGGUACUGGAAAUUUUCGUGGUUCUGGACAGCGUUUAGGUGCCAAAGAAGAAUGA
Maudiozyma saulgeensis is the source of this 1041-nucleotide messenger RNA. NCBI's taxonomy places the organism in Eukaryota, Fungi, Ascomycota, Saccharomycetes, Saccharomycetales, Saccharomycetaceae. The record is from the annotation of a GenBank genome assembly.